UGAUCCUGUGCUAUAGCUUCUGUGUUAUGCACUCCUGCCAGAUGCUGUUCUAGUCCAUUCAUCAGAUUGUCGAGGCCCUCUGCUUGAGGCUGCUCCGCUGAGCUGCCUCUUCCCACCAAAUCCCAUCCCUUACACCCUGCUUACAGUGCAUAUCACUGCAAUAUUAGUGUGGCCACCCCUUAUGAGCUGUGCAUGUGAUAGAAUUGUAAUACCCCUUUCAUGUGCUAUCGGGAAGAUGAUACAUCCCAUUUCUGAAUUCGGAACUACGAGUGCGUUAUGUUCAAGUGCUUUUGUUGUUGGAGCGAAAAGAAAUAUGGCAGACACAUGGUUCAUCCUUACUUGUUCACUUAGGGGGGAAUUCAAUUCUCCCAUGUGCGUAAGGGUGCGCAAUGGUGUGUAAGUAAAAAAAAAAGUGUGUAACUACGCAUUUCAGUCUCCGCAAAUUCUCCCCUUCACUUAAAUCUGUCAUUUACGUGCGAUGGAGGGAGUUAAGCGUGUAGCGACCGGCUGUCAAUCAGGGAGUGCCCGCGCUAUGCAUAACCCCGGGCACGCUCAUGGUUGGCAGCCUGGCGAGAGGGGGGCGGGACCCCCGGGGAAUAUAGGCUACUGUUCGAGAAAGUUCUCUCUCUUUCAGCUCUGGGCCUGACACAGCCCACUGUGUUAUAUGCUGCAUUGUGUGCUUCGUGACAAUAAACCAGUUCAUGAAACUCUGGCUCAUAGUGAAACGCUAGAAGCGUUUUGGGAGGAACAACCCCAAAAUCUGGGGGUUUCUUAUGUAUACAACUCUUGCGCGCAUUCUGCCACUGGCUUAGCACCUUUCCAGCUACACGCUCCCGAGGACUGUAUUAAAGUUGAGCACCACUACAAGGUGAAACAGCAUACUGCUCAUGUUGGCAGUAGGCCUAGCUCUAAAUACAUAUAUGUUACACACAGAACGUUACAAAUUAACGUUAAUUAGUUAACGUUAAUUAGUUCUUUCUGGAAAUGGCAUUCAGAAGGUCAAUGAGAAAGUCCACGUUCCACGUUUUCAUAUCAACCUAAAUUAACGAGGUGGUGGAUCAGUCUGGUUCUAUUUUAAAUAAAUCAUGGCUCUUUCAUAAGAUCACCUUGAUUUCGAACUUGCGCGCUGUGGGUGUGACAGAAGCGGGAAUGGGAGAAUAUGCGUAACUGAAAAGUGCAUAACUGAAGCGCGUAAAAAAAGCUUACGCACAAUUUUUUUAUGUGCAAAUGGGAGAAUUUCCCCCUUAGCAUGUAAACUGGAGCAUUCCAAAUUCUGAUAAUACUCCAAUUGGUGCUUUACUCGGAUUGUUUUGCACAUGUAACUGCAUUGAAUGACGAAUACUGCAUUACACUGCACCAUGUCAAUGGUCAUCUCAUCUCGGGAACUUAUAUCAAAAUUAUCUCCCAAUUUCCCAUUUGAAAUUAUGACGUGAGGGGGUGUUCAUGUGCAUUUUGUACGUCAAGAACUCGUAUUUAUCAUAAUUCUUAUUAAUUCUUACUAACCAUUAAUCAUAUCGAUAGCAUGUGAAUGCAGCAUAAGUCCUCAUGCAUUGCCGAUUAGAAGACAAUUCUAAGACCAGGACUAGUCGAGACUAAGUCAUGUACCAGUGUUACAUUUAUUAUAACCUUAUCCUUACACACGCAUGACCUAUUAUCUCCUUCAAAACAUUAAGCCAUAUUAAACUUUCACGUAUUUACACAGAGUAAAUUAGUGCUGUUCUCUAUGAUUACCUAUUGACAACAAUGUGAUUGCUUUCUUGUAGUUCUCCAUGUGAUGUCUGUCCCAGAGGCAGAGCCGUGAUAAAGUGCAUAACCUGUGAUGACCGGUUCUGUCAGUCCUGCAGCAAACAUCACACCAACAUGGUUGGACACCAGCUACAGAACCUGACUCAAGGGUCAGACUACAAUACAACAAUCCAACAAGGUCUUUCCAUUAAACAGAUUCAGUUCACCUCAGUGAGGUCAGACACUGUAUCUUUGAGCUGGCCACCAACAAAAGACACUAGUGGUCGUCACAGGUUCAAAGUCACAUGGACACGAGGCCAAGAACAGCGCAACCUAGUGGUGACGCGUCCAGGGAUGGAAGUGACAGAUCUUCUUCCAGGAGAGAAGUACAUCUUUAAUGUUGCCACCAUCAGUGAAGAUGGUGAUCAGAAGCCAUAUGCAACUGGAUGUAUAGACACGGCGGUUCCUUCACCGGAGAAUUUAGCAGUGGAAGCAGGCGUUUCGAGUGCAUCUCUGACGUGGACCAAACCUGACGGAGUGGGCCAGGUGUCUUACCUGCUGGACAUCUUCAGAGAUGGGACACACCUCAAUGCCAUUCACAGAGACUCCCUCCAUUAUACCAUCCCUGACCUACAACAUGGGAAGGAUUACACUGUAUCUGUGGCCACUGUAUUGAGCAAUGGCAAUCAAAGCAAUACAAUCUCUAGAACCUUCAAAUUUGUGCAUGAUCUUGCUGAGGUGUUGUCUAUUUUGGGCCUGAAGGAUCUUCAAGGAGGAAAGCUCACACUCAGCUCUGUCCUGGAGAUCAACAGAAACACAGUGUCUGAUAAAUCAGCACAGAGUCUGGAACAACUGCCAUGGACAUUCUUAAGGAAACUGAUGAUUGCCAAUAUUAAUCCUAGACACAACAUAUUUGGAGAAGAUCCCAUUUAUGUAGAGGUCUAUAAUACUGACCAUAUCUACUGUGAUCCUAAAUCUAUAUUUGAGACCAUAAAUCCUCUAGAUCUAAUUACUGCUCUUUUCCACUGUGCAGAUCCUUUCCUCAGACAGAAAAUGGUCUCCAAAAUGUCUAUAUGCCAAUUUGCUGUUCCUUUGCUGUUGCCAAACUGUGACACACAGCAGAGCACUCUGAUGCUGUGGGCCAUGCAAGACAUAGUUAAAAAGUUCAGACCUUACUCUCCAGCAGGUGACAGGGCAUUUGUAGAGGGCAGGGUUGUAGACAUGGACAUUCCCAUGGUGUCUUUUGUUAGACUAGGAGAGAGCAGCUUGGCCAAAUCUCAGACUCUUAACAAGCUACUCAGUUAUCUUCAUCAGCCCAAUGACACAUUUGUUCACCAUGAUAUGGAGUAUGGUGAUGUGCCCAGGAGAAUCUCAGAUGGUCUGGUUGAAGUCAGCUGGUAUUUGCCCUGUGGAAACACAAACAUUGACCUGUUCAGAGAGCCUGUUGCCAUGGCCAAUCUGAGAGGAGAUGGCAAGUUGUUCAAGACGCAGAUGUAUUUCCUGUCUCAGACCUCAGCUGCCAUUUUCAUCUUCAGUGAUGACCUAGAGGGUGACUUCACCGCUUUGACCAACACAGACAGCAAAGCAGAACUGUUCCUGGUCACCAGCUCUCAGAGUGCUAAGGAUAUUUGCAGAAAACUCAACAUCAAGGAGACAAAUGUGGUCAUCAAGAACAGACAGAAUGAUGAAGAGCUUGUGAAGACCCUUCGAUUAUAUGUGAGUGGAGUCACUGAAAAGAAACGCAUGAAGAUUUUGAACAUGACUGCUUCUGCUCGUCAGGCGGGAAUUCAUGUUGAUGAGGACUGCAGAGACUGUGUGAAGGGCAGAGAUUAUGCAGAAGCAAUCAGUAGUACUGUUAAGGAUAUUGCACAAUUCAAAGAGGAUCAGUUGCCUUUGCAUGGACAAAUGUGGCAGGAAAUCAGCCAAACCAAGGAAGAAAUGUACAGCAUGAAACAUGUAGACAGGGGGCAAAAUAUAAAGCAGUACAGACUUUCACUCCAGAGCAAAAUAUAUCAUUUCAGAAAGAAGCAAUAUCAGACAGAUAUUUCUGAGGCCAUGACCAACUUCACAGCUGGAAUAUCCCAGUCUAAAGCAGUGCGCCUCUACUUCCUUAAGUGGCUGAAGAUUAAGUUGGAACAUGUUUGUCAUCAGAAUCCUGAGCAACGGAAUGAAUAUGGUCACAGAACACCACAAGACAAGGAAACAACUGCAGGGUUGUGUUACCAAAUCCCCAAGUGCUCAUUAGGUCCUGAACACUUCUUCCGUGAGCUGGGCCAGCUCUAUGAGUGUGCUUGCUCCCUUCCAGACAAUACCCAGGCCAGACAACAAGUCCAGCAUCUGCCUCCUCUGUGUGCGCAGGUCCUGCUGGAUGGAUAUGCAGUUGAGCUAGUUGAUGGAGAUGCAUCAAACAUCCCAAUGAAAUGGAUAUCAGAGGUCCUGACUCAGCUACAUAAGUUGGUCACCACCAAGAGCAGGAUCCAGGUAUUGACUGUGUUAGGGGUGCAAGGCUCUGGGAAGUCCACCUUACUCAACACCUUGUUUGGAGUGCAUUUUGACAUCAGCAGUGGAAGAUGCACCAGAGGAGCCUUUAUGCAGCUAAUUAGAGUUUCUGAUGAAGUCAGAUUUGAGUUCAAGUGUGACUUCAUCAUGAUUAUCAACACAGAGGGCUUAAAAUCACCUGCAUCAUUGGACACAAGUUACAAACACGACAACGAACUAGCAACACUCGUCAUAGGGCUCAGUGACAUCACCCUCAUCAAUGUUUCAAUGGAAAACAAUACAGAGACGAAAGACAUUCUGCAGAUUGUGGUCCAUGCCUUUCUUAGGAUGAAGGAGGUUCUGAAGAAGCCCAAAUGUCUGUUUGUGCAUCAGAAUGUGACAGACAUGUCUUUUCAUGACAACAACAUGAGAGACCGGAAGAAACUUGAGGAGGAACUGAAUGACAUGACCAGGACAGCAGCUAAAAUUGAAAAUAAAGAUUGCAAUAUAAAAUUCUCCGAUGUGAUGGACUUUGUGCCUGACAAAGACAGCUACUAUAUUCCUGGAUUUUGGCAUGGACCACCCCCAAUGGGCCCAGUAAAUGCUCACUACAGCAAAGCUGUCUUUGAACUCAAAAAGAGCUUAAUUGGUUCCUUACAAACAUCAUCUGACUUUGAGAGGAAUGAUGCAAGAACAUUCACCAAGUGCACAGAAGAUUUAUUGAAUGUGGUGAAGUUUGAGAACUUCAUUUUUAAUUUUAAGAAUAGUUCUGCACUUGAAACUUAUACUACACUAUAUACAGAGUAUGAAAACUGGGAGUGGUCAUUUCGCUCAGCAAUGGAGAAAUGGUAUGCUGAUAAAGAAUACAAUAUGCCCAAAGGUAGACCUCUCUCAAAAUCCCAAGUGACAGAAAUAUUACAAGAGGCAGCAACAGCUUUGGAUAAGGAAGAGGCAAAUAUCAACAAACACCUUGAUGAAUACUUUGCAAAGAAUGACUAUCGUGCUUUGGGGGCAGAACACAAAGAUGAAUUCAAGAGCAAUAUUACAUUUCUGAGAAGAGAGAUAGAACGUUCUAUAGAAUACUCUUUGAAGGGACGAAAUAUGAUCAGUGAAGGAAAGGACAUGAACAAAAUCCAGAAUCAGACCAUACGGAGAAAGGUUAAAGAACUGCAGAAAAUCUGUCGCGAGAAAAUGAUAGUUUUAUCGGAUGAUGGUCUUGACACAGAAUUUGAGAGUACGUGGGAGGACAUUUUGGGUGAAAUGUACCCAGAUGUCCUACCAGCGCAAGAUGUCUGUCAGUGUGUUCUCUCUGUGUUGCUGUCACAUUUCAAGACAAAGUCCGGACAGACCAAAAAGCUGCUCUCAGAGACAAAUUUGCAGAAUUGUGGACUUGACAAAUUUACUGUGAAAAAACAGUGGCUUGGAAGAAACCAAAAUCCCCAAAAACUCCAGAGUAUCUGUGAUGGCGUCAUUAAAGAAUGCGAGUCCUAUGUGUCAGGGAAAGUACAGAGCAGCAAGAACUACAGUGAUGCAUAUAUAAGAGAACUUCUAGGAAUGAUUGACAAGAAGAUGAAUGAUCUGAGUGAAGAAUGUGAAGUCUCUCUGAAAUUAAAUGUCUGUGGUCAAGCAGUGAGGGAGUUUGAGAGGGCGCAAAACAGGGAUGUGAGUGAUCCUAGAAACCUAGAAAAGCUGCAAAGAUCCAAAUUUAAUCUACUGUCGGUAUUUAAAAAAGAGUUCAGGCAAGGAGACAGUGCAGUUUAACCCCAGUGAAAUGCUCUUGAAGGCUGCUCUGUUGGUGAUGUUUUUGCUUGUGAUUUGUGAUUGUGAUUUAGUUUUGACAGUGAAUAGGCUUUGUUGUUGAUUGGCCACUGUAUGGAAUCCUCUACAGCACUAGGAAUUUAACAUCUCUCCAGUGUAUAUUUGAAAAAAGCCACCAGUCU
Molecule: messenger RNA, 6143 nt
Organism: Alosa sapidissima (American shad)
Lineage: Eukaryota; Metazoa; Chordata; Actinopteri; Clupeiformes; Clupeidae
Product: up-regulator of cell proliferation-like
Exons: 5
Coding region: 1861-5964 (1367 amino acids)
Molecular function (GO): protein binding; GTP binding
Source: RefSeq, a predicted model, not a curated record